Messenger RNA from Plutella xylostella (diamondback moth), 2051 nucleotides. RefSeq names its product Ionotropic receptor 76b (gene Ir76b). Gene Ontology annotation, cellular component: membrane. The record is from RefSeq and is a predicted model, not a curated record. Gene Ontology annotation, molecular function: ligand-gated monoatomic ion channel activity. NCBI's taxonomy places the organism in Eukaryota, Metazoa, Arthropoda, Insecta, Lepidoptera, Plutellidae.
AGUCCAGCCACAGUACACGGACGCAGGGCCUCGCGAUGAGUCGCGGAAAGCGCGGCAAUCGGGCGCCGGCAGUCAAAUGAGUCUGUCGAGUCACUCGGCUAAUACCGGUAAUAUCGGAACAGUACCGGUAAUAUCGGGAUAAUGCUAUGGCCGGUAUAGAGCUGUUGAUCUCCAGCAUAUGCUACAAUGCCACGUUUUGCGAUGCCUAUUACGAUAAUUCGGGAUUGGAUGAGCGCCUUACUAAAAAGCAGAAUGAGUUCUUGGCACUACGAAGCGAAGUAAAUGGAAAACAUCUCAGAAUUGCGACAUAUAACAACUACCCCCUGAGCUAUGUGGAGGAGAUCAACGGGACGCUGGUCGGGCAAGGAGUGGCGUUUGUCAUCGUGGACAUCCUGCGGAAGCGAUUCAACUUCACAUUCGACGUGAUACUGGCUGAGAAGAACUAUGAGUCUGGGGGGUCGAAGCCGGAGGAUUCUGUUAUAGGACUGGUUAAUAGUAGCAUAGCGGACUUUGCCGCAGCAUUUCUGCCGAUCCUGUACGACUAUCAGACGAAGGUGUCCUUCUCUCACCUCCUGGAUGAGGGCGUCUGGCUGAUGAUGUUGAAGAGGCCUAAAGAGUCAGCAGCCGGGUCUGGACUCCUCGCGCCGUUCGAGUAUGAAGUAUGGUACCUAAUCCUGGCUGCAGUACUGAGCUACGGUCCAUGCAUAACUCUACUGACAAAGCUCCGCAAUAAGCUAGUGACAGACGAAGAGGCUCCGAUACCGAUCAGCCCCAGUUUCUGGUUUGUCUAUGGCGCCUUCAUCAAGCAAGGGACCACCAUGUCUCCGGAGGCUAACACCACUCGAGUACUGUUCGCUACAUGGUGGAUGUUCAUUAUACUGCUCUCUGCAUUCUACACGGCAAAUCUGACAGCUUUCCUGACCUUGUCCAAGUUUACCCUGGACAUAGAGUACCCUCAGGAUCUUCUCAGGAAGAACUACAGGUGGAUGGCUCAAGAAGGCGGCACUGUGCAGUAUAUUGUCAGAGAUCCCAACGAAGAGUUGCACUCGCUAAACGUGAUGGUGAAGAACGGGCGCGCCGAGUUCCGCUCCAUCAGCAAUGACUUCGACUACUUGCCGCUGGUGCAGGGCGGUGCCGUGUUGGUGCGCGAGGAGACUGCCGUGCUGCACCUCAUGUAUGGAGACUACUUGAGGAAGGCCAGGGAAGGCGUAGAAGAGGCGGACCGGUGCACGUACGUGGUGGCUCCCAACGCCUUCAUGACCACCAUGAGAGCCUUCGCCUACCCGAGGAACUCCACGCUGCGACGGCUGUUUGAUCCUGUAUUAAACUACGUGGAGCAAGCGGGCCUAAUAAAGCACCAUCUACACCGGGACCUGCCCAGCACUAAGAUCUGCCCGCUGGACCUGCAGUCCAAGGACCGGCGCCUGCGCAACAGCGACCUGCUCAUGACCUACCUCAUCAUGCUGGCGGGGCUGGCCGCCGCCACCGCCGCUUUUAUGGGAGAGAUGAUCUUCAAGCGCUACAUUCGGGUGAAAUGGAAGGUGAAGGUACACAGCGGUCUGAUUGGCCAGAAGAAGAAAUCUCAGAGCAAGAAGAAAGAAACCAAAAAACGAUGGACCGAUGACACUAAACCGCCUCCCUACGAAUCAUUGUUCGGCCGCAACUCAAGAUAUACUGGCUCAGAGAACACGGAGCAUAAAGUUAUAAAUGGGCGUGAGUAUUGGGUGGUUAAUACAAUAAGCGGGGACAGAAGGCUAAUACCUAUAAGAACUCCUUCUGCUUUCCUGUAUGAGCGAAAGUAAACUACAUCGUUGAAUCGAGAAUGGUUUAAAACUGAAUCGCAUUCGAAUGGUUUCUCUGACUUAGAUGUGACUUGUGCUUGUUGCACUGGAAAAUACCUCUUAUUGAAUUAAAGUAUACAUUAGAUUUAGGAUAAUACAUUAGAUUUAUACUCUAGCUUGUUUGUAUUUUAACUUGUACUUUGUAAUUGGCACGAUCACUAAUGUACUUUAUAGAUUUAAGUUUACUUAAUAAAUGGAGUAGACCUAUAA